GCCUGCGCGGCGGGUGGUGCCUGCGCUAAGAUGGCGGAUGAUAAGCCUUCGUGUCUCCCGCCAGGACUCGCUGCCGAAGCUGAAGGAUCUCGCCUUCCUGAAGGACCAGCUGGAGAGCCUGCAGCGCAGGGUGGAGGACGAGGUGCACGCUGGCGUGGGGCAGGAUGGCUCUCUGCUGGCGUCGCCCUUCCUCAAAGGCUUCCUGGCGGGCUACCUGGUAGCCAAGCUCCGCUUCUCGGCCGUGCUGGGCUUCGUGGUCGGAACGUGCACGGGGAUUUACGCCGCUCAGAACUAUGCCGUGCCCAACGUGGAUAAGACAAUCCGGGAAUACGUCAGUUCCUUGAAAAAGGGCCGGGACUAGCGAGGAGCCCCUCGGCGGCAGUGACUGUAGAACAGUGUUCCUUAGUUAGCAGGCACACGGGAUUCCUAGGGCUGUCAGAGGCACGGCACGGCCACCGUUCUUUUCCACUGGAAAAGAGCUUUACACCUCAUCAUUGCGAGACAUCAGCAGGUCUGGUUAAGGGGUAUUUAUUACUGUGGCAGCAGUGAUCACUCCACUAACCCACCGUAGCUUGGAAGCACCAGCAGCCCACGGUUUUCCAGCUGCCUUUAACCCUCACCUCUCUCCCCAUGCCCCUGCGGACUGAAGGGCUGCCUGUGACAUACCGUCACACUCACCACACAUCCCUCCUCCCGUUGAGCGCAUGCUUUGCCUUAGGAACAUGCUUGGUGUGGCUUCCAGGGGAAGCGUGUAGUUCUCUUCCUUAUGAAAACCAAAAUCGUUCUCCUCUGCUGCAUCAGAAGUGUAGCAGGUAACAUUUUGUCUUAAUCAGGCUCAUUAAAUUCAUGGUAUUUGGUCUCUCCUUGAAUGUUUUAGGCUGCGAGUCUAUCUGGCCUCUCUGCACUAAGACCAGCUCGCCCCUGCUGGCUACUGCCUGAAAAUGGUGAUGUUUGGGAAUGCUGCUGCCUCUGCCAACUGGGUGCUCCGGAGGGGGCUGUGGGGACUCAUGCUGCUCUUGUCCGUAGCUAUAUACGGCUCUCACGCCCCGCUCCUGACCCAGUGCAAGGUGGACGGGAUGAUCCCCUUCAGCUCCACGUCCGUGGUGGUUCUUGUCGAGCUGACAAAGCUGCUGGUGUCCCUCCUGUUCCUGCUCACCUGGGACCGGGAGCUGCUGGGAGCCGCUGUGUCGUGGCGCCACGUCGCCCCGUUCGCCCUCUCUGCCCUGCUCUAUGCUGCCAACAACAACCUGGUGGUUCACAUGCAGCUCUUCAUGGAUCCCAGCACCUACCAGGUCCUGAGUAACUUGAAGAUCGUCAGCACCGCGCUCCUCUACAGCCUCUUCCUGCGCCAAAGACUCCGUGUGCGCCAGUGGCUGGCGCUGCUGCUGCUGCUGGCUGCUGGGCUGAGCUACAGCUGGGGGGGCCUGCAGGACCCUGGCAGCCCCUCCGAGAUGAAGCUGCACAUCACCGUGGUGGGCUUGGUGCUGAUCUCGGUGUACUGCUUCAUAUCAGGCUUGUCUGCUGUCUACACAGAAGCCAUCCUGAAGAGCCAGGCGCUGCCUCUCAGCCUGCAGAACCUCUUCCUUUACUUCUUUGGGGUCCUGCUCAACUUGAUCGGCUACUUCUGGAGCAGCACAGAGGGUGCUUUCUUGGAGGGCUUCUCCUCCUGGGUGCUGGUGAUUGUGGUCAGCCAGGCCCUGAAUGGCUUGAUCAUGUCUGUGGUGAUGAAGCACAGCAGUAACAUCACCAGGCUCUUCAUCAUCUCCUGCUCUAUCCUGGUCAAUGCCCUCCUGUCCGUCGCCCUCUUCAAUCUGCAGCUCACCCUCCUCUUCUUCGUUGCUGUCUCAUGCAUCGGCCUCGCUGUUCACUUGUACUAUGGGCUCACGUAGCUGCUGCCUUCCUGCCCUGCAUGUGCCAGGGCAGCCUUUGCUUGUUCCUCAGGGGUGUUUGGUGCUGGUGUGCAAAGCACAGCACCAGCAGUGCUGCCCAUCAGCCUCCCGGCCCUGGUGCUCAUGGGGAGUCGUUCCUGGUGGGUGCAUGCACCGCUGGUGAGGAGUGCUGAGGAGGGGAGUGCCCGUCCCUGUUCCCAAGGGGAAAGCUGGGCCCUGCUCCAGCUCUGUGCCACAGGAUUCCUGUGCAAUCCGGCAUGUCCAGCCUCAAGGGUCCUGAGCCUCUUGUUCGUGUGGUAACUUGUAUUUUCAAGCUGCUUCCCCAGCGUGCCCAUCUCUUGUGCCUGUGCUCCUGCACUGGGUAACUGCUGUGGGCUGCCAGGCCAGCACUGGGCUGAUGCCAUUUCGGCUCCUGUGGCUGGUGCUAGUGCCAACCAUCAGCACGAGGCCGGGUGCUGCUCCCUGCAGAGCCUCGCACAGUGCCUGGGGCAUCUCUCCCACCGCGGGGGUUUUCCAACCCCCUUGCCCCAGCCCCUGCCUGAAGGGCUGCUGCCCUUAGGCCCCCUUUCUCUUCCUCAGGCGUGGUGUCACUGCUCUGCGUGGAGCUGAUGGGGAAUGGGGGGAUGUGGGAACUCUGUCACUUCCUCCCCAAAAGGGAGACAGCACCCAAAUUUGUACUGAUGCUGUAGCUAGUGAUCUCCUGGCGUGCAGAAGUCACUGCUGGCUCCGGCUGCGGUUAUUAAAGUUGUGGUACAACAGCA
Molecule: messenger RNA, 2650 nt
Organism: Strigops habroptila (Kakapo)
Lineage: Eukaryota; Metazoa; Chordata; Aves; Psittaciformes; Psittacidae
Gene: SLC35A4
Product: solute carrier family 35 member A4
Exons: 3
Coding region: 942-1889 (315 amino acids)
Biological process (GO): pyrimidine nucleotide-sugar transmembrane transport
Cellular component (GO): Golgi membrane
Molecular function (GO): pyrimidine nucleotide-sugar transmembrane transporter activity
Source: RefSeq, a predicted model, not a curated record